Molecule: messenger RNA, 2158 nt
Organism: Theobroma cacao (cacao)
Lineage: Eukaryota; Viridiplantae; Streptophyta; Magnoliopsida; Malvales; Malvaceae
Product: serine/threonine-protein kinase BSK1-like
Biological process (GO): brassinosteroid mediated signaling pathway; protein phosphorylation
Molecular function (GO): protein binding; protein kinase activity; ATP binding
Source: RefSeq, a predicted model, not a curated record
AGAGGGACAGAGUUUUUGUCAGUGCAGAAAGGGCAGAAAGAGACGACGGAGAGAGAGAGAGAGAGACAGACAGAGACAGAGAGAGGGAAAGAAAGAAAAGAAAAGAAAAGAAAGGCAAUGAGAAGAGAGAGAAAGCUGGCGUAGCUUCUCACUCGUUAGAUCUCUCUCUCUUUCACACUCUGUUUCUCACCCACACGAACGCUUCCCCCUCUUUGCCCCGUAAGAAGAACUCCCGAAACCAAAAGCUUCGUCUUCGAUUAAUUUAAAAAGAAAGUAUAAAAUUAAAAAAAAAAGAGGGGAAGGAAUCUCCAUGGUUAUUUAUUAGUCGUCUGAGUCAACUCAGCUCUGAGUUAUGGGCUGCUGCGAAUCGUCCUUUCUGAAAGGACGCGGCUCACGCCGCAAAACCAAUUACAACCACCACCACAACAGCAGCAGCAACAACAACCGUCACGCUCAGGCCAAUAACGGCCCUCCCCAACCGUCCAACGGAACGGAUUCUGUUGGCGGUGGGGCAGGGGGCGUACCGGAUUUCGCGGAGUUCUCUCUCACCGAGCUUAAGGCUGCCACCAACAACUUCAGCUCCGAUUUCAUCGUAUCGGAAAGCGGCGAAAAGGCCCCCAAUGUGGUCUACAAAGGUCGCCUCCAAAACGACAACAAUCGCCGUUGGAUCGCCAUAAAGAAAUUUACCAAAUUAGCCUGGCCCGAUCCAAAACAAUUCGCCGAGGAAGCCUGGGGUGUUGGAAAGCUGAGACAUAAGAGAGUGGCGAAUUUGAUUGGGUAUUGCUGCGAUGGCGACGAGAGACUGCUUGUUGCCGAGUACAUGCCCAACGAUACCCUUGCAAAGCAUUUAUUUCACUGGGAGAACCAGACUAUCGAGUGGGCCAUGCGGUUGAGAGUUGCUUUAUAUAUAGCUGAAGCAUUAGAUUAUUGUAGUAGUGAAGGUCGUCUGUUGUAUCAUGAUUUGAAUGCAUAUAGGGUUCUCUUUGAUGAGAAUGGUGAUCCUCGACUUUCAUGUUUUGGCUUGAUGAAGAACAGUAGGGAUGGGAAAAGUUAUAGUACCAAUCUUGCAUAUACACCUCCUGAGUAUCUAAGAAAUGGAAGGGUUACUCCUGAAAGUGUUAUAUUCAGCUUCGGAACUGUCCUUUUGGAUCUUCUCAGUGGAAAGCAUAUUCCUCCAAGUCACGCUCUUGAUAUGAUACGGGGCAAAAACAUUCUUCUCUUAAUGGAUUCGCAUCUAGAGGGAAACUUUUCAACUGAAGAGGCAACAGUGGUCUUUGAUCUGGCUUCACGAUGUUUGCAAUAUGAACCAAGGGAGCGGCCAAACACCAAAGAUCUUGUUACUACACUUGCCCCAUUGCAAAAUAAACCUGAUGUUCCGUCUUAUGUGAUGUUGGGAAUUCCCAAGCAUGAGGAGGGGCCUCCUACUCCUCAGCACCCUCUAUCUCCCAUGGGAGAUGCCUGCUCACGGAUGGAUCUCACUGCUAUUCAUCAAAUUUUGGUAAUGACACAUUACAAAGAUGAUGAAGGAACAAAUGAGCUAUCCUUUCAAGAGUGGACUCAACAAAUGAGAGAUAUGUUGGAGGCAAGAAAGCGUGGAGAUGUAGCAUUUCGUGACAAAGAUUUUAAGACUGCAAUAGAGUGUUAUUCUCAGUUCAUAGAUGUUGGAACCAUGGUUUCUCCAACUGUGUAUGCACGAAGAAGUCUUUGUCAUCUUCUCUGUGAUCAACCAGAUGCCGCCCUCCGAGAUGCAAUGCAAGCACAAUGCGUCUACCCUGACUGGUCGACAGCAUUUUACAUGCAGGCUGUUGCCCUUGCCAAGCUAGACAUGCACAAGGAUGCAACUGACAUGUUAAAUGAAGCUGCUGCACUAGAAGAAAAAAAGCAACGGGGUGGGAAAGCAUCUUGAGAAGAUCAAGUUGUGGCUCUGUAAUAUUCUUUUGUUAGGGGCUAGAUGCAUUGUUGUGGCUGUUGUUGUAUCCAAGCAUGCGAGAUUCAUGUAUAAUGGGAAAAUUGGGAAUUGUAGUUGCCAUCCAAAUAUGGCAUUGUGCUAUCGAGGGAGGAAGGCACUUGUUUUGCACCGACAGUAUUUGGCACUGCCACCACCUCUGUUUUUCUCUCUUUUAUCUUCUUUGAUUUUAAUGAAAUAAUUGAUUUUGCU